Messenger RNA from Cephus cinctus (wheat stem sawfly), 1601 nucleotides. It is a transcript of the gene SelR, whose product is annotated as methionine-R-sulfoxide reductase B1. The record is from RefSeq and is a predicted model, not a curated record. The transcript is spliced from 3 exons. Gene Ontology annotation, molecular function: peptide-methionine (R)-S-oxide reductase activity. The coding region runs from base 201 to 644 and encodes 147 amino acids. NCBI's taxonomy places the organism in Eukaryota, Metazoa, Arthropoda, Insecta, Hymenoptera, Cephidae. Gene Ontology annotation, biological process: protein repair; response to oxidative stress. Gene Ontology annotation, cellular component: cytoplasm.
UCUGUCUGGUAGAAGUAGAAGUCGGUUAUGAUAGUCCGAUAGCAGCCUGUAGUUGAAGGGGAGUGACAGUAGUCUCUGCAGUUGCCUGCAAGAAAUAGUGGAGGAGGAUUCUUCGUGGUUAUUUUUUCGCUGACACUCGCUAGGCUUACGAGUAAUUUUUCUCGGUUAUUGCCUCCAACGAAGACUCCUGGAGAAGAAGGAUGACGAGUGAGAUCGAUAAGGAGGAAGUAAGGAAGAGGUUGACACCAUUGCAGUGGCAUGUCACACAGGAAAAGGGUACAGAAAGGCCAUUUACUGGAUGCUACAACAAAUUCUACGAUAAGGGAACUUACACAUGUAUCGUCUGCGACCAGGAAUUAUUUUCAUCUGAUACGAAAUACGACAGUGGGUGCGGUUGGCCGGCGUUCAACGAAGUUUUAGAUCAAGGUCGUGUAAAGCUGACCAAAGACACCUCUAAUGUUGGCGGCAAUCUACUACUGCUGAUCGCAAACCCAGAUAUGGUGCGGACCGAGGUGACCUGCUCCAAGUGUGGAAGCCAUCUUGGCCAUGUCUUCAACGACGGACCGAAGCCGACGAGGAAGCGUUUCUGCAUCAACUCAGCCUCCAUUAAUUUCUACGCUGCUGGCGAUCAGAAGAAAGGUUAACACCCUGAUGAACCUCGACAAAUACCAGAAGGACGUUUACAUACCUACCAACUGGUCUAACUAAGAAAACUGUCAGAGUCCAUUUUUGCUUCUUGUUCUUUUCCUCAUCUCUCUUGGAUCUUCUGAAAAAGGAAUCUUUAGUAGUGGUUGUAUGAGGAUUUUUGAGUCGAUGCAAUUUUAUUCGAUAUUGUUUCUCUGUGGCUUCUCUAUUUCUAUGAUUUGUCCAGUUUCUGGGACUUCUUUUUUUUUUUAUUUAUAAGGCCGAGACACUUCUUUAUAUGCGUUACGUGAAGAGUUCAGGUAGAUAUACCUAUUACUUACCUUACUGUAAGAGUCACUUUGAGUUAUUCCUUUGGAAAGACGUACGUUUGUGAUUUUGACAAUCGAACCCAUUGAGACAAGAACGUGGCCAUACUUUUAUGCUAAUCACAGUUAUUUAUGUUGGGCAUUUAUUUGAAUCCAAUGUGUCUUUAUAGUUUAGUCUACAUCAUUUUGGAAUCCUCCAAUCUGACUGUGAAUAAUGUAUGAAUAACUUCUGUUAUGUGCGCCAUCAGCUUUGAACUUUUUGCGACACUUUUAAUACCGUAUUUAAAAAGAGGAACUAAAGAUACUUGGCACACAUGCCAGAACUGCGAGGAACUUAUUGAUUAAGACUAAGAAUUCAAAGCUCGAUAUUUUGAAAGCGUUUUUUACAAGAGGCGCAUUGCGAAUUUAUAAUGAUAAACCACAAUGAGAAAAGAAAUGAAAAUAUUUAUAUAAGUAAUGGAAGAGUCUUAUUAUUUUUUCAACUAACUUACGCCGCCAUAAUGUGUAAAUAAUUGUAACUUAUUAUUACAUAUAUAUAUUAUAUAUAUAGAGGGACGAUCAAUAAUUCUAGUGGUUAUUAUUGAUCGAUACCACCUGUUGCACCAAAAAAAGAAAUGUUAAUUAGCAAUAAAGGGCGAUAAUGAAAUUUCA